GAAUGUGUCUUCAUUUACAUAAUCAAAGUACAUCAGUCAUUUAUCCUUAAUUCCUGUUCGUGCUCAGUUGUACAAUACACCUACUCAGAGUAUGCACAAAUAAUGAAGGGGGGUGUAUAUAUUUUAGUUUUUAUUAUAAAGUCCAAAACCAUCUAAUAAAUAUGGGAAUAAUACCAGGUUAAACAGGAAAAAGCAGUAUGUGAAAUGUAGUUUACUACAUACUACACACCAAUCUUAUCAAGCGCUCUCUACUACUCACCUCAAUCAAGAUGCUUUGUAGCUAACAUAUAAUGGGAUUUUAUAAUUACCAGUGGACAGUCUACACAGCCAUGCCAUUAGAAUAAAGUGAAUACAUUUAUGAGUCUAUUUUUAUAUUCAAAAUAUAGUACAGAUGAAAUAUGGCCAACAGUCCAUUUCUAUUUAAACUGUGCAAUAUUUGUUCAUCAUUUCAGAAUACAGCUGAACUAAAGUAAGCUUUUCAAUUCCUCCUUCACACAUAUAACAUUUAUUUGAGGAGUUAACUGACAGGCUAGCGACAGAUUUUUUUUCUUUAAUUGCCACCAGUUAUAUAAACAUACCCAGCCUGUCAAAGGAAAUUACCAGUCAUUUAUUUUUUUUUUGAUAUACAUGCAUAGUUUUCUCAUAGUUAUUGUGACAGAUGAGUCCAAAUUUGACAUUUUCACUCGAACAGAAGAAUUCUUGUAAGACAGAGAACAGACAAGAAGAAGAUAGUAGACUGCCCCACACCCACAGGGUGUUGUUUUGGAGCAGGAAAGUUUAGAGACUCGGAAAAGGAAUACAGAGCCACAAUGCUAAUAUUCUAUACUUGAAAUGAAAAACAUUACAUCUGCACUUUUAUAUAUUUGUUUGGUGAAAGUAAAUCUUCAUCUGAUUAAACUACCUAGUUUGUUGCAUAUAAACAAAAGGACCAAUAAAAUAGGUGUUUCCAGAUUUUUGAAAGACACUGAAUAUAAGGUCAGGUUUUUAGAUAUUUGGACAUUGACAGAUUUAUUUAAUUGGUCUUUAACCUUAACCUCAGUAAACAACUUUCAGAAGAACUGAUAUGCUGACUGCACCCCAGGCCUUCACUCAACAUCAGUGCCUGACCUCAAUUUUGUGGCUUAAUAAGCAAAUCAUUACUGCCACACUCAAUAGAAGUUUUCCCAGACGGUUUGGAGGUUGUUAUAACAGCAAAUAAUGGAAUUUUUAUGAAGCACAUGUGGGUGUGUUGGUCAAAUGUUUACAAAGAAUGCAAUUCUAUCUUAUAUUCAUAAUUUCAUUUCAAAUCCAGUAUACUGGAGAAAACUAAAAUAAAUGUCUAUAUCUUUGUCAGUAUACAAAUAUUUAUAGAACAUUCAUAAUUAUGAUGGUAUGUAGACCAAACCAUUUUAUGCUAUAUUCUGUAAGUAACACCCGUCACAGCUUGCCAUUAUAAGAGGAAAUAGCUGAAAAUAUCAGAUUAUUCUUAUAUUGAAACAUUCAUAUAGUGAAACUGUUGAAAUAUUGAAAUUUGAAUCAGAGCAAAUAUGGACCUGUUACAUGUGUGAAAUUUUGGCUCAUGGUCAGUUGUAAUUAACUGUUUAAUCAAUCUUUUUUUUGGCCUGAAUAAAAUAGGCCAAUUAGUAGUGAUUAAUGUGCAAUACCUUUUUAAAGAACAGAUAUUUAACAACAAUGAGCAAAACUCUAUUUCGGUCGCCCGUAGCUUGUAAAACGCCUGUCAAUAGGUUUUAAUAAGCAGUUAAUUAAACAGAAAUAAAAUCUCUUUCGUGAGAAAUGCUACAUUAUAAAUGUUCUCAAAUUUCCCUUAACCAAAAAUGAUCAUGCAAAUAUUAGUGGUGCAGAAUUGAAUUAUCAAAACAAUCCUCUAAAAUAAACCUGUUUGCUAAUGCACCUGUGUGACACUUUUCUCAUCUCAUAUUAUUGAAUCAUAAUUUGUUUAUUUAUAUUUAAUCAUAGCAUGCUCACUGAAAGCAUUAUUCCAUAUGAGUUAGUGAUGAUACACAUGGUUUUAUUCUAUUCUGUUCACAUUAAAAGGUCGACUUAAAAGAUUACGAAGCUACUGUAAGGAUAAUCUUAUCGUCAAAGAGGGACAGCUCUAAUCUUAUUCAGCAGUUACGUAACAUCCUUGCACAGAACACAAAUCCGUGAUCAACCUCAUUAAACUGAUUUAGAAGUUCCAAACUGGUAUUACUGUCAAGGUGUUCAUUGUUUCCCAGGAUGCCAAAUGCAAGAUAAAUCGGAUAUUUAAAAAGUUUCCAGUAAUGGCUUAGCUUGUGAUAGUCAAUUUCUCACCUCACUCAUUCUGGAAACUGGGGGAUUAAAGAAGACCUAAAUAAAGCUUGAAGGUUAAGAUGCUUGUCAGGAGUGUAUUGACUUCUUCAUUGUGAUUCAGACAGGUGAGGUGGGAGAGACUCAAGUAGCUCUGUAGCACAAUUUGGAUUUAAAGGAUUUGGAUUCAAAUUUGUCUCUUUAAGACUUUGGUGUGUAGACUCUUGCAGUCUAGUUCUCCAUUGGAACAUCAUCAGAAUUGUUUUAUUCUACCAUAUCGUCUCACAUCCCAGGACGCUCAUUCGAGUAUAUGGAAGUUCUUGCAGGAAGCAGGUGCCUUCGUCUCGUUUGAGAAGCAGAAUGCAAGGCUUUAAAGGGGAAACGACAAUGCCUGCGAUGCCCAAUUCACAUGUGCCUCUGCACAGCCUGUACAGCCUGACUGAGAGCUUGGACUAUGAUCCAGAUAAUGAGGAGGAAAAGGAUUCAUCCAGGCACCUCACACCUCUACAGAAGCUAACAUUUGAUAUGUGUCAUGAUGAAAAAACAAUCAAAGAGCUGAAUGCAGGAAGAAGGGUUGGAUUCUAUAAAGUCUGUGUUGAGAUCGGGUGUGGAAACUUCUCCAAAGUCAAACUGGCUUACCAUGUCCUUACCAAGGACAAAGUGGCUAUCAAAAUCCUGGAUAAGGUCCGACUGGACCUACAGACUCAGAGGAUGCUAUUCAGAGAGAUUUCCAUAAUGGAGCGCUUGUAUCAUCCAAACAUGCUUCGACUCUAUGAAGUGUUGGAGACACCCUGUCGAUUAUACCUGGUGCUGGAAUAUGCCGGAGGAGGAGACUUGCAUGCCAAGAUCAGCUCUCAGGGAAAACUUGAUGAUCUUGAAAGCAAGCUUGUUUUUGCCCAGAUCCUGUCUGCAGUAAAGUAUAUGCAUGAUAACAACAUCAUCCAUCGAGAUCUUAAGGCAGAAAACAUCCUUUUCACCAGCAACUUCUGUGUAAAGGUAGCUGACUUUGGCUUCAGCACAAACAUCAGCAAUCGCUGCCAAAUGUUGGACACUUUCUGUGGAUCCCCUUUAUAUGCAGCACCAGAGCUCUUCAAAGACGAGGCUUACAUAGGGCCACCUGUAGACGUGUGGGCUAUGGGGGUACUUCUUUUCUUCAUGGUAACUGGCACCAUGCCUUUCCGUGCUGACACUGUUCCUAAGCUGCGCCGCUGUGUAUUACAAGGUGUUUAUGUUCUUCCUAUAUGGGUGUCUGCUCCAUGUCAGCGCCUGAUCAGGGGCAUCCUCAAAGCAGAGCCUAUAGAGCGCUGUGGUCUGGAUCAGAUGCUGGGCUGCGAAUGGCUACUCCCAGUGGAGAUUCUGCGUCCCAUUCAUCACUUGAGCCAACUUAACCCUGUCCACUUGCUGAAGGUGCGGCAAGGAUGGGCAGAGCAGAAAGAGCUGCAUGCUGUUCUACAGAAACUUGGAGUCACAGAGGAGCAUAUUCUGAACAACCAGCACAAGAACUGUCGAAGCCCAAUAACAGGUAUCUAUCGCAUUGUACUUCAUCGUGUCCAAAGGAAAAGGGGAUCUGAGUGUCUGCCUUUAAUCACAGGAGUAGUCAAAGACCCAAAGAGGGACAGUCUUCGUGCCUAUAGGAAUUUACGACACACCUCAAAGCUGUGUGUCAUCUCUUAAUAAACUCUGAAGUAAAUGGA
This is a messenger RNA of Silurus meridionalis, 3962 nucleotides long. RefSeq names its product NIM1 serine/threonine protein kinase (gene nim1kb). The transcript has 4 exons. Gene Ontology annotation, biological process: microtubule cytoskeleton organization; protein phosphorylation; intracellular signal transduction. NCBI's taxonomy places the organism in Eukaryota, Metazoa, Chordata, Actinopteri, Siluriformes, Siluridae. Gene Ontology annotation, molecular function: tau-protein kinase activity; ATP binding; protein serine/threonine kinase activity. Bases 2629 to 3942 code for a protein of 437 amino acids. Gene Ontology annotation, cellular component: cytoplasm. The record is from RefSeq and is a predicted model, not a curated record.